AUGCUCAGAGCUGGAUUAUUAUCAGCAAGUGAUGUUUCGUCAAGUCUCAUCAGAGAUCUGCUCUCCGGCUUUCCUCAUCAUCACAUCAUGCCUCGCCAGCCGAGGAAGGCUGUGCAGCCGCAUGUGAAGACUUCGAGUGGUGAUGUCCGAGAAUCAGCAACGAAGGGUCAUCAGUCAGAGCCGGCGACGCCGAAACCGCUGCUGAAGGAUGUGGAGGGUCCGUUCGCGGAUGAUACACGCGUCUCUUUGGUGAAGAGGCUUGCGGCGCUGAAGUUCCCAUACUCGGAGAAGGCUGCGAGUGGGGAUGCUAAUGCUGAGGAGGGAGAAGGCAACAAGGAUGAGGUGACGCCGCCAGCGGCUGACCCUGAAGUUCCUGCAGACGGGGAGGAAGACGAAAAGGGUGAGGAUGAUGGGUAUCUCAACGACGACCCGGAGGAACGGCUGGAUCCGAUGAAAGCUGGUGAGAUCGCUGUGCAUGCCGGCUUCUCGAUUACGCUGCUGGUUCCAACCAAGUUCAAGGAGGAAGUCCCGAGAACCAUUGAUACCGUGAAGGGUCUCCUUGCGCUGUGGAGGAGGCACAUGUCGGCGCAUGUCUUGAUGACAACGAGGUGUCAGAAAAUGGUGUUGGAGUAUCUGGUGAAUACGGUGUUGGAGAAACGCGGUCGUACUCCCUACCUCAGCGGUGCUACUUUCCACCGUGUGGUGGAUUCGGUGAUGGGGGCGGACACUGAUAAGAUCAAGGCCGUAGCACACGUGCUCGAUGCACGCAUGAAGAAGAUCCUGCGCGACCCGGCUUUAGUGCUGAUCUCCACAGGAGGGAGCCGGGAGGACUGGAUCCGUGUUCAGGAGGCGUGCAGCAAAGCCCAUGGUACCAGGUUCAUCCAGGCGGAGACCCAUGUGAAGUCCGUCCAGCACUGCACUGCACUUCUGAAGGGGGGGGCUGCAAGCCGUGUGAGCAAGGGGAAGUUGAAGGUCAUCCCGAUUCGCAAGGAGUACGGCCUGUAG
Messenger RNA from Closterium sp. Naga37s-1, 1005 nucleotides. The record is from the annotation of a GenBank genome assembly. NCBI's taxonomy places the organism in Eukaryota, Viridiplantae, Streptophyta, Zygnematophyceae, Desmidiales, Closteriaceae.